AUGUUAACCAAUAUCCCCAUUGAGCUUCGGGACAUCAUCAUCGACCUCGUCUUAACCACCACAACCCCAGCACCAAAGAGACCCAGCAGGACUGCAGAACGCUUGAAAUCAGACAAACAAAAUGAUUAUCACAAACCAAGCAUAGAAUAUGUAACAACUUCCCUCCCUCUCCUCCUCGUCAACCGGCAGUUUUAUACUGAAACCAAGGCGGCCAUAGGCAGGCUCCUUGAGGACAAAAAGGGGAACAAAGCAGGCACAAAACGCCGAGAGUUGGCCUACACGUAUGAUAUAAUGCUGCUCGAUGAUUCCUAUGUGUGGCCAUCCCAUAUAUGCGUGCCGGUCCUAUCUCCACAAGUCGACAAUGUGGUUGUGACAAUUCAAGCCUUUGGAACCUGUCCAGUUACUAAGGCAAGCAUGGACGGCAUAAAUGCGUUCAGGAGCGACAUGGGCGCAACUGAAGUGCAAUGGGCUUUCUAUCGACCUCUAGUGAAUCUUCUCAAGGGAGGCUCUGGACCAGAUAUGUGGACAAACAAAAGGCAUAGUCAACGUCCGGUAAUUGGGACAUUGCUCCAACCAGGCAGUCUAUCCAGGGGAAUUGUCGUGCGUACUCUAACGUUGGACUUUCAGAAGUCCACAGAUAACACGAGUACCGAUGAUAUAUACCACAAAUGGGCCAUGGGCGAGGAAGGCAAUUUAUUCCAAUCGUGGAAAGAGUGCCGAGGUAUGCCGUCUCAGAUAGAUGGGUGGGAAGAUGUCCAUCGAGUAGUGGUUCGGCCAGAAUGGUUGAUGAAGUAUUUAGUUGGGCAGCUUUCGUGUUUGCUGGGUAUGAGUUAUCAUACAUCGCAGUAUGGCUCGGUUCUAUUCGAAAGAAUUGGAAAAAUAGAGAUCCAGUUAAACGGUGACACUACCAGGGAGAUAAAUCUUGCUGAGAGGCUAGAAGAGCUAGAUUUCAGUCAUCGGAUGGACACCUUUGGACAUCUCCCUGCUGAUGAGCGGAUAGAUGCAUUUCAGAGGUGGAAAAGAGAAGUGCUCCAGUUACGAAAGGACCGUGGUUUGCCAGUUGUAGAAUGCUCAUAA
Messenger RNA from Nannizzia gypsea CBS 118893, 1077 nucleotides. RefSeq lists its product as hypothetical. Bases 1 to 1077 code for a protein of 358 amino acids. The transcript has a single exon. The record is from RefSeq and is a predicted model, not a curated record. Lineage: Eukaryota; Fungi; Ascomycota; Eurotiomycetes; Onygenales; Arthrodermataceae.